Messenger RNA from Soboliphyme baturini, 1442 nucleotides. NCBI's taxonomy places the organism in Eukaryota, Metazoa, Nematoda, Enoplea, Dioctophymatida, Soboliphymatidae. The record is from the annotation of a GenBank genome assembly.
AUGGAGAUGAAAUCUGCGUCCGAGAAAAGAUGGACGAUUAGUCUUCUGCGUCCGGGUACUUCGUCGCCUGUAAAAUUGGCUGUUAACUCCAGUGACACCGUAGCACAGGUAAUCAGCGCCUACAGUGAACAGCAGAAGGUGAAGAAGCCAUUUCUGCUUGUCCUUCGGCAACUUGAUUACUCCAUGCUUGAACCGUCUCAGUCGUUAAAGAGUUGCGGUGUGAACAAUGGCGACGAAUUGGUCAUUUGUGGAAAAUACGACGAAAGCUUCAAUAGUUACAGUAGCACAUGGUUCUUGAUUGCGAUCGCAGUUCUUCUUGGUGGCGGCUGCAUCAUCGCCAUCAAUGUGCUCAAAUGCAUGUCUGGUACGAUCCCAGAUCAGUACGGUAUUGUGAUCGAUGCGGACACGGAUAACACUUCCCUUUAUAUAUACAAGUGGAAUGGGCAACGCAACAGCACAGGAAUAGUGGAACAGUUUGCAGACACGUGUAUUUCAGAAGGCGGAUUGGCUUCUUUUGCUGACAACUUGUCAGGAAUUUUUUCUUUGUUGGGUAAAUGUUUGAAUUAUGCCGCUCUCACCAUUCCCUCGAACCGGAAAGCGUUUACCUAUCUUUAUUUGGGAGCCGGAAGCGCGAUGCAUCUUUUAAAAAUGAAGGAUCCCGGUGCCAGUUGCGAAAUAUUUUCUUCGACACGCGAUGUGAUUAAAGUUUACAACUUUGCCUUUAAAUCCGCGUCCAUCAUCUCUGGUCACACUCAGGCAGUAGAUGAAUGGAUAUCUUUAAAUUACCUCAGGAAAAGCAUAUCUAGUUCACAAAAUGGGGAAAUCAGCGACUUCCUCGGCCUACUUAACCUCGGCGAGACUUCCGCGAGUAUCGCAUUUCCUACGUCGCACCCGUCGUCCUUCUCAGAGACAGUGGAACUUUUCGGCAAAGAUGUCGACAUUUAUGGCCAGAGCUUUCUCUGCUUUGGUCUCAACCAAGCUAUGGUGAGUUUUUCUUCGAUCAUCGCUGAUCCGUGUUCACCGUGCGGCUCCAUCACGUCUUAUAGCCGCAAGGAUAUAUUUAAUGAUCUUUGCUCUUUGACAUUGCGUGAAACGUUUGAAGUGUCUGAAUAUACAUUUAAUGGGACGUGCGACCAAAAUGCUUGCUCCGAUUACCUCGGAAAACUGUUUGAAGACGACAGUUGCAUUGGUAAGAUUUUUCAAAUGUUCUCAUUCGUCAAACUCACUCUUAAGAUCGAUGGUGAGAAGGUCACGUGGCCGCUUGGAUUCAUCCUCAAUGCAACGAAUACUUUGCCAACUGAAUCGCCGAUAGAACUAAUUUCUUCGAUAACUUACAUUCUGUUGAUGGUUUUAUGUUGCCUUAUUCUCAUAUCAGGUUUUAAUUUUUUUCUUCGUAUGAUUAUUUUGAAGUCGCGCAAGAAAAGCUUCUCGCAAUUGUAGUC